Molecule: messenger RNA, 3761 nt
Organism: Entelurus aequoreus (snake pipefish)
Lineage: Eukaryota; Metazoa; Chordata; Actinopteri; Syngnathiformes; Syngnathidae
Product: zinc finger protein 260-like
Exons: 4
Coding region: 172-2019 (615 amino acids)
Biological process (GO): regulation of transcription by RNA polymerase II
Molecular function (GO): RNA polymerase II cis-regulatory region sequence-specific DNA binding; DNA-binding transcription factor activity
Source: RefSeq, a predicted model, not a curated record
ACACUGACGGAAACAAGUCGGAACAACGUGACUGUUGGCGGAGUUGCUAAGUAAGACGUGCUAGUGUCUCUCUGCUCAUUUGUGGCAUAAAGUCAGAAUUUUACUCACGAGUCGCACAAGACAUAUUUUGAGUUGACAGCGUCGGAAGAUUCCAGAAUAAAAACAAGCGCGAUGUCUGUGACGGUGAAAACUUACCUGCUGGACCAAGACGAGGCGGUGAGGGAGAUCCGCAAGUUCGAACUGGACCGAUACGGGAUCCACUUCGACGAUCUCAGCAGGAACAUCUGCGACGUGUUCUCCAACCUGAAGAACGCUGCUUUCAACAUGUUCUACAGAGGUGAGGAAGGACACCUGGUGGCGUUCUCCUCGUAUCAAGAGCUGGAGGUGGGCGUGGCCUGCAUGAAGGACGACACUCUCCAUGUUUACAUCAAAGACGCCCAGCAUCUGAAUGGUCGUAAAGAAGAACGUCCCCCUACAACACAGGACGGAAGCUCUACUUUGAAGCAGGAGGAUCCCCAGCCCCCCCACAUUAAAGAAGAAAAGGAGGAACUCUGUAUCAGUCAGUCAGGAGAAGAGUGUUUUUUCGGGGCGCGGGAGGCUGAUCUCACCAAGUUGCCUCUGACUGGUGUCUCUGUGAAGACUGAAGACCAUGAAGACAAACCACAAGUUGACCACCUCUUAGCUCCUCUAUCAGAUAGUGACGACAUAACAUCACAUUCAACUGAGGAUGAAGAUGAGGACUACAUUCAAGAACCUUUGAGCAGCAAUAUAGACUGUGAGGGUGACAUGAGGACUCACACUGACAACAAACACCCUGAAUGCUCUAAAGAUAGGAAAAAGAAGAAGAAGUCAGAAAAGAAGACAGGCAGCCAGCAGCUGAUUGGUCGUCAAGAAGAACGUCCUCCGAAACCACAGGAUGGAAUCUCCACUUUAGACCAGGAUGAUUUACAGCCCCCCCAAAUUAAAAGGGAAGAGGAGGAACACAAUAUCAGUCAGUCAGGAGAAGAGUGUCUUCUCGGGCCGCAGGAGGCUGAUCUCACCAAGUUGCCUCUGACUGGUGUCUCUGUGAAGACUGAAGACCAUAAAGACAAACCACAAGUUGACAACCUCUUUGCUCCUCUUUUAGAUAAUGACGACAUAACAUCACAAUGUACUGAGGAUGAAGACGAGAACAACACCCAAGAACCUUUGAGCAGCGAUGAUGGUGAUAUGAGGACUCACACUAACGAAUACCCUGAAUGCUCUGAAGAGAAGGCCGGUAAAAAAAGUUUUAUCUGCUCAUUUGGUGCCCAAAGCGUUUGUAAUAUGGAUUCUGCUCCAUACAUGAAAACACACACAGGAGAAAAACCUUUUACUUGCUCCGUUUGCCACAAUAGUUUUUCUCAGAAGUCCACCUUGACUUUACACAUGAGAACACACACAGGAGAAAAACCUUUCAGUUGCUCCGUUUGUUCCAAUAGUUUUUCCCAGAAGUCCACUUUGACUGCACACAUGAGAACGCACACGGGAGAAAAACCUUUCAAUUGCUCAGUUUGCGGCGAUACAUUUUCCCAGAGGGGCUCUUUGACUGCGCACAUGAGAAUACACACAAGUGAGAAACCUUUUAUUUGUACAGUUUGCGGUGAUAAAUUUUCUCGAAGGUCCAGCCUCAAACUACACACGAGAACACACACAGGAGAAAAACCUUUCAUUUGUUCAGUUUGCGGUAAUACAUUUUCUCGAAGGUCGAGCCUUAAAUGUCACAUGAGAAAACACACAGGAGUAAAACCUUGUAUCUGCUCAGUUUGCGGAAAAAUAUUCUCAGAGAAAAAAAAUAUGGUAUCCCACAUGAGAACACACACUGGAGAGAAACCUUUUAUUUGCUCAGUUUGCGGCGAUACAUUUUCCCGGCAAGACAGACUGAAAUUACACAUGAGAAAACACACAGGAGAGAAAUCUUUUAGUUGUCCAUUUUGUGAUCAAGGUCAUUCUGAUGAGCAAAGUUUGACAGCACACAUGUCGACACACAGCGGAGAAUAAAUGUUUUCCUGUCCAGUUUGUGCUAUAGGAUUGACAAGUUGUAGAAGUGGAAUGUCUCGUGUGAAAAUUAGUAAAAAAUAGUAGUUGUACAUCACUUAGAUAGUGAUGAUCUGUGUAUGAUACCAGAUUCCCUCAUGGGUUCCAGGUUAGUGUGCCACUAAGAACAGCAGCUACAUUAUUUUAAAUGAACUCUGAAGCAAAUAAAAAAUGUUGACUAACAAGGUCAGACAUUCUGGUUGGUUGAGGACAGCAUAGAUGGAGAUUUCCCUCACAUCAAAAGUGUGUUUGGUAGAUUACCUGUCUUUGUGAUGGCACCAACAUUUGCUUCAUCAGUUAAUAAAAUGAGCUGUAAAUUACACAUCAAGUACAUACAACAUAAUAUAUUUCCCUAUUGAAUAAGGCAAAAUAACUCCUAAAUCAAAAAGUCACUUCAAACUCUGUACUGCUCAUUGGUGUUAUUGUAACAUGUGUUUCAAAUUAUUUAAGCCUUUAUCGUGUACUUAAAGAGUCAGACAUUUGUUAUUGAUCCAAUGUUGGUGUGCCUCUUUCAUGUUUAAAAGCCACAUACAAUAUUAACUGUCCUUUGUUCAUGCACAUAAAUGUUUAUCAAGUGUUUGCAUGUGUUCAUUAAAUCAAUAUAUUCUUCUGACACUGCAUUUAUUUUACUUUUAUGUCUAAAUCAAGUUUAUCCUAUGUGUAUUAAAUGCACCGUAAGUGUUAGAUCAAUUUUAUCAUAGCUCUUUAAGUACUGCCAUGUUAAAAAGUAAAUCUGUCUAUUUUAUUGGCUUUGUCUGUAACUCCAAACUAUGUGGUGCCUGCCAAAAAGUGAUUCAAAUUAACAUUUUGAUACUGACAAAUAUUUCCUGUGCAUAAAUGACUAUACUCUAUUACCAUUCAGAGAGUUACAUAUUUGAUAAUAAAGUACAUACUCUACUGUUUACUUGUUGAAGUACCCUUUCCAUUUCUAUUUUCCAGAAGGAAGUAUGAACUUACAAUAUACUGUAUGUGCCUUAUUUACAGUUAUUCAACUUCUACUCUUUCAAAUGUUCUUGUAAUCAGACCAUAUUUUUCGGUAUAUUAGAUGGAAUCUUUACCUGACAUGUUUCGACUGUCAUCUGCAGUCUUCUUCAAAAGGGUCACCUGACCACUGUGACGUGUGGCCUUUCAGCAGAUCUUAUAGGCGCGGCCAACCAGGCAGACCUGUCAAGUCUACCUGGUUGGCUACCCCUGGUUAAUGGAGGAGUAAGUCCCAGGUAUGCGAGAGCAUGAAUGCUCCCUCAUCCCGAUUGAUGGUUUCCUUGGACAUGAAAAUCAUGAAAAUCCACCGCAAAGAUGACGGCAGUCAAAACAUCACUGUUCAUCGAAAACCGACACACACCGACCAAUUUCUACUCUGGACCGCCGAACAUCCCACAGCACACAAACUAUCAGUCGUGAGAACACUCUGUGAACGGGCCAACAUCGUAACAGAAGAACAAGAUAGAAAAAAAGAAGAGAAACACAUCAAAAAUGCACUCAAAAACUGCCAAUAUCCCAUCUGGGCUAUGAAAAAAAGGGGAACAAGAAGUAAAAAACAAGGAAAAGAACAAAGAAGAAACUCAAAUAAAAACCUGAAAAAAGCCAACCAGGUAGACUUGACAGGUCAAAAAAUAUGGUCUGUUUACAAGAACAUUUGAGGAUUAGUCAGACAAUUUAGAGUGAAAAGCUAAUUUUAUUUUCACUCGCAUACAAAACAUUCUAAC